AUGGCGGCAAUUGAAAGUAACGUGUGUCGAAUGUUUGGUAUUGAAAGUUUCAAUGAAAUACAGUCGGAAACAAUAAGACAGCUGUCAAAUGGAAAAGACGUAUUUCUUUUGAUUCGGACAGGGGGUGGGAAAUCGCUGGCAUACCAAGCUUUCCCGUUGCUGAAAGAAGAAAAAUGCCAGGUUAUCAUCAGUCCGCUAUUAUCCAUCAUGAAAGAACAGGUGGCCUUUCUUAAUUCAUUGGGACUCCCUGCUGAUUACAUAAACAAAGAUUGUGACAUAGAAGCCAUACGGUCUGGAAGGACAAUUUAUGUUUAUACUUCUCCAGAGGCUGUUCUAUCCAACAAGAAUUGGAGGGAUCUAUUGGUAGAUUCUACAACGUUCAGGCUUUUUGUUGUAGAUGAAGCACAUAUGGUCAUCAGUUGGGGUGAAGGGUCAGGGAAAGAAGAACCUUUUCGGGAAUGGUUUGCAAGGAUUGGUGAGAUACGGUCUCUAAUCGAAUGUCCAGCUCUUGUUAUAACAGCAACAGCAAGCAGAUCAAAUAGAAAAGACUUUUUAAAAAAACUUGCUUUGAUUAAUUGCCAUGAGAUAAUAGAUAGUCCAGAUCGGGAAAACAUUAAACUAAAGUCAUCUUGUAUUUUUAUAUCAGACAUAGCUGUAUCAAGAUCUUCUUUAAUACUGUCCAAAUUAUUUAGAAGAUUCUUGAGAGGUUUAUAA
Messenger RNA from Ostrea edulis (European flat oyster), 714 nucleotides. Its product is annotated as ATP-dependent DNA helicase RecQ-like. NCBI's taxonomy places the organism in Eukaryota, Metazoa, Mollusca, Bivalvia, Ostreida, Ostreidae. The record is from RefSeq and is a predicted model, not a curated record. Gene Ontology annotation, cellular component: nucleoplasm; chromosome; nucleus. Gene Ontology annotation, biological process: telomere maintenance; double-strand break repair via homologous recombination. Gene Ontology annotation, molecular function: ATP binding; nucleic acid binding; 3'-5' DNA helicase activity.